ACACUCACCAUUGUAUACCGAGAUAUACAAGAGAAGGGAGUCAAUACAAACUCCAACUUCACCUUAGGAUGGAUGUGUUUAAUAUACAAAAAGCACAAACGCAGCUCCAUUGAAAACUACAGGCCAAUCACUCUCUUAAACUUGGACUAUAAACUACUCAUGAGGGUACUAGCGAUGCAACUAGCAGUGGUCAUCCCAUCCCUAAUACACAAAAAUCAGGCAGGGUUCAUAACAGAAAGAUCGAUAUUUGACCAGACCAGGCUCUCCUAA
Heterobasidion irregulare TC 32-1 is the source of this 270-nucleotide messenger RNA. RefSeq lists its product as uncharacterized. The annotation marks the transcript as partial. The transcript has a single exon. The record is from RefSeq and is a predicted model, not a curated record. NCBI's taxonomy places the organism in Eukaryota, Fungi, Basidiomycota, Agaricomycetes, Russulales, Bondarzewiaceae.